Messenger RNA from Bombus pascuorum, 5350 nucleotides. RefSeq lists its product as uncharacterized. NCBI's taxonomy places the organism in Eukaryota, Metazoa, Arthropoda, Insecta, Hymenoptera, Apidae. The transcript has 6 exons. The record is from RefSeq and is a predicted model, not a curated record. The coding region runs from base 675 to 2552 and encodes 625 amino acids.
CCUCGCCAGAUGCGACGUCGAGUCAGUACCGCGUCAGUCCUCUAGCGGAAUUGGUCAGUGAUCUGUGUCAGAGCAGGGCCAGUCGUCACUCUCCUUUUCUCCCUGCCGGUUACUCCGUCACUUUUUCCACGUAUUUUCGUUCGGCUCACGUCGAAAUACGAAACGGUGAUUUCACGUGAUUUCCUCGUAUUCGUCGCCUCGAAUCGCGCGGACGCAUCCCCGUUUCGUGGUUGGAAACCAACACAUAUACACCCGGUAUCUGCGUACGUACAGCCGAAGAGUUAGAUACAUGUAUAUAUAGAUAUACAUACGUACAGUAGAUAUACGGUAAUACAGUGCCACAGUGGAGUUACCAGUGGGGAAAACAAAAAUUAGUUUGCAAGCGGACGUGCCUCACGGCGACCGUCGUUCACCACGUUCUGGAUCGGAGGCAGUGGCAGCAGGAACGAUAGGAAAUCGAAAGGAUCGAACACGAAAAGAAAGAGGACCAACAUUGUCGAUUCGGGACACACAGGACGAAAAACAACAAAUGGAGCAUAGAGGCGCGGCGUCCGAUCAGCAGGAGCAUCAGUAGCGAUACUCGAUCGUCGGGGCCCUGAGCGGGCCCUCAGUCCGGGGACGUCGGCAUCGGGGCCCGUGCUCGCGAGAAAGCUGGGCGGCGUUGCAACGCCGCGAUGGCCGCGACUGACGGUCAGAUCGUCGUUGCGGCGGCACGCUGGGCCGAGGAAGCGACGUACUUGCGCGAAUUCGUUUCCAAAUAUCGUCUUCCGGCGGUGAUCAAGAUCACGAAAGGUCAGUACGGUGGCCUGGGUGUCCCGACGCUUCCAGCGCCCAGCCUCCAGAGUACGGCCCUCCUGGUAUCCGCUGGACGUCGGCGAAAGAUCGUCGCGCAAGCGGUGAAGAUCAAGGAGGGACGCAGAGUUGUGGGCGUAGGGCCCAGGCUGGCCAUCCCAGACUCUUAUGCCGGCUACUUCGAGAUACUGAGCGAGGAAGGUAGAGCCGUUCGCGGGAUAGAGUCCGUGAACGAGCUGUGUCGAAGAUGUCCCGAGGAAGGAGCUCUGGUCCGGGAGACGGUACGUGGAAUAGCUUGCAGAGUGGACGACGACUCCGGUAUAGUGGUUCCGGAAGGAACGAGGACCCUAGCUGCCGGGGAGACGAUUGUAACAGCUGGCGAGGUUAGUCUGCCCGGUCGUGGUAGAUUUCUGCGCUGCGUCGACUGUCGAGGAGAGAGCGUCCUCCUGGGUAUGGAGCUGCGCGGACGUUUCAGCGCCCUGGCGCGCGAGGACAAUAUCAGCGGCGUGCACACAGCUCGAGCGUUGCUGAGCAAGCGUUUGCCGUUGACGGUUAGACUGGUGCACGGUCAACCACCGAGGGGAUUGAAGUCAUCGUCGCAAUUCGUCCCGGAGCUGAGGUUGCUAUCGACCUUCGAGGAGGAACACGUGUUUGCCUUGCCGUUACAGAGAGAAGGGGCUGCCGUGGCGUUACCUCUGGCCGCUCCGUUGAAGCUGGUCAAAGCGCGAAACGAGGAAGCUCUCAGAUCGAUGCAGGAGUUCACGAGGCUGGUAGAGCGCGCGUCGCGUCUCGUUGCCGACGUGGCCGAUCGCGCGCACGUGCUGGAUGGCCGACUGGGGGAGAGCAAGCCUUCCAGGCAGACUAGAAGCGGAUCCGGUUUCCUCAGGCGAUCGUCGACCAAUUCGGAUAACGGGCCGCCGAGUCACCACCGGAACAACGCCAGCCAUCACCAUCAUCAUCAUCACUAUCACAGCAAUGGACACCAGGCGUCCUCUGGACACGCGGGCUACCGGGACGAGAAUCGUGUGCCACCGUCCGCUUGCACGGAGGAGUACGACGAGAUCGAUCAGAUUUACGACUAUGUCCGCGGGUUCGCGCCGCUACCGAAGAGCGUCAGGUCCCCUUACGAGAGCCCGUUGCCGGGGGCACAGGGGUCCAGUCCACCUCUGACGCCGGUCACGGUAACGAUCGCCCCUCUGCUCGACGACAGACCAGAACCACCUCCCAUAGAGACCAUACCGACCAAGAAGAUCCAGGCAGAGAAGAGGACCAGACGCGCCGUCAAGGAGGCUCCACAGCCGAGAGCCGAGAAGCCGCCGCUGGCGAAGCUCUACGUGAAGAACAGCGGAACUCAAAGGGGACGUCCUUUGAUGAGGCAGAAGAGCGCGUCGCCAUUGAAAGAAACGCCACCCGGAUACAAGGGUGGAUCUCCGCUUUUUAACAUCAGAUACAAGAGUUUGACGAACCUGCAGCAAGCCAUGGAGCUGGAUGGAACGUUGGAUUCGAGCCAUUCCGGGGGAAGAACAUCGGGGGACUCUGGUGCUGGUGCUAAGCUACCGGAAAAGAGAUCGCGGCGUUUGAGUAGACCACGCUCGCUCACGAAUUUAGUGUGGGAGCUCCGCGGCGGAAGUGGCCUUGGCUGCGCGAGACCAGAAACCCCGCCACCAGCCACAGCAGCACCGUUGCCGCCGACUAAAUGUGGACCACGUUUGGCUGUCACCGUUGUGGCACCCCGGCGUGUUGGCACGCUCUACCUCUAACUCAUUCGAACCGACGAAGGGCUGAAGAAGGCAAAGAGCGGUCCGGAUGGGGCGUCAAGGAUCUCCGAUGUCUUCGAUUAAUCAAAACUCGUAGCCAGAGCUCAAGCAACGAUGGAGGGACGGAUCCAGAGUCCGUCGACGAUCCCACCAUUUGUCCCUUUCUCUUUUUUUUUUUUUUUUAAUUCCUCGCACUCGCGACAGCCAUUCGAAAACCUUUUGAAUCAUUCUCGCAUCGAACCGCGAGAGACGGUUAGAACGAGAAAAGAGCAAGAAUCGCAACAGAUACCGCGUGCUUUCUGUUAUCAGUCGAUUAUCAGUCGAAGAUUUGCAUUCAACUUUCAUCUCGAAGACGAGGCUGUGACGACGCUAACUGGAUGACCUGAAGGAACCGGAAAUGGUACUCGAAAGACGGCGCUCACGACUCGCGAUCUAGCAGCAAGAUCUCUGUAGCUUUAGAGUAGAAUAAAUCUGAAUAUCUGACAUACUUAAUUAAGUAACAGUAGGAAACAAGGUUGAAAAUCGACUCAGGGAACGAUUUUAUAAAAAAAAGAAGAAAAAAAAGAACAAAUUGUAAUCCAGAGGAAUAAGAUAGAUGAAAAUCUGAUUGGUCUUUCGAGUCCUGUUUUUACGUAAACGCGAAGAGACUCGGCGUACGAUUUAGGAAACUCGCUCUACCAAAGUUUGAGCGACUUUUGUAAUUACAGAGAUCUCGAGAAAUUACUGAGAGAUAAUUCGUGGAAAAAUAGAGCUGCGUCGUCUUCGAAACGAGAAGAAUAAUCGAUUGGAUCCAGAACGAUCAAUGAAAACAGUAUCCGAGGAUGGUUUUAUGAAAUUACGAGAUCGCCUCUAAAGGAAGGGAACAAAAAAUAGCGAAUGUAGUAGGCGGUAGAGGAUGAGAGGUGGUCGAUUACGGAAGCGCUUCUCGCGAUGCGGAGAUUGCGAAAAAUCAUCAGGCACACGAUUAGCAGAGAGAUUUACGUUAACACGCGCCGUUAGUUAAUCUAAUAGGGAGCGUAGUUAAGGAUUAUGAAUGCCAUAAUAAUGACUAACUUCUUGUGGUUGUACUUAAGUCAUAACUUUACACUUUACUGUUUACGUUUAAGGCCAAUUAAGUAUGUAAGUUGCAUAAUAUUUCACUAUCGGAGUGUCUUCAAGUUAAUUGCUAGGCAUUUAUUUCUACAUCUUCUUUUGUUUUUUUUUUUUUUUUUUUUUAUUUCAAUGGUUCCCGGUACCGGAAGAUUCCGUGACGAUAGUCGUCGACUCACUGGACAGAGGCUUAAUGAAUUCUGAUCUUUUUUUCCCCUCCUUUCUUUCUCAUUAAAAGGAAACUUCUUUCUGACAGACGUUGUUCACCUUUCGAACGAACGAGAGUUUGACAAAUCACCAGUCAUUUGUCACAGCUCCGGUUCGAGGUUCGACGAAUAUUCUACCUGUUACUCACAGAACAGUGAAAUAUUAACGAAGUACCCUUCCGACUCUCAUUUUUUCAGUCUGGGAUAAUUAUCGAGUAAAAAUUCGGACGGGUAAUCGAUUGGUUUUACAAUUUUUUUCUUCGAUUUACAUUCAUUUCUGCGUCCAGCGUUUCGAACAAAGUCGACGAAGGCCUGUGACACCCGAGAUUGCGUAAAGGAACUGUUUAACAAAUUCUUUAUCGGAAAUCAGGUAUCGAGACCGCCUGUCGGUUAAUGGUCCUGGCCAGACUGCGCGCUCUGGACCUUGGUCUCACAUUUGUGAUUAUUAUUUAAGUAGAUUUUAAGCGUACUUUAGGUUAGGCUAGGCUUUUUACAAUGUUUCUUUAAAAAAAUUUUCCUUUUACUCUUAUUCUUUUUUCAUCGAUGAAAUUUUACGAGCGGAAGUAACCAACGAACCAUGUCGACGAGACGAGUGUAGUUAUAAAUAUUUGAACAAAUAAUAAUGACGAUAGAGCUCGUGAAUAUUCAAAGAAUCAAGCGAGAUAAGAGUUGUGCAUUUAUACGAUUCGAAUAUCCCGCUAUCAUUUUCCUCUCGAUUUCGGAGGAAAGGCAAGAUAGAACCGGAAGAGAAUUCGAUUCAAAUGCUGAUUUGAAAAAUAGUUUCAUAAUAAGAAUACGUUUUAAUCUGUCAUAAUAGUUGUCACAGUUCUCUGUAACAUAAGUUUCACUAGUUGUAAUGUUAAGAAGAUUCUGGAUUCUCAUGAUAAACAUUCUAUUUUGCGUAAUGAAUCCGAGUAAGAAGGCACUCGGUCCCCUUUACGAUGGAACUCUGUGCGCUAUAAUCGUUCGUAAAACGAAGACGAAUAUUUCGUAUAUCGACGUUCGCCGAGAUUUUGCCAGGAGAACAGAUUGCAAUGCUGCCAGUGUUUAGCGCGUAAAACUCCCUACUUUUUUCCUUUUUCCACUCGACCAUCUUAUAUGAUAUAAUAUCCAUAUUUUAUCCUAUACAUAACCUUGUCCUUCUUUCCUCGUGUCCUUUCUUCGUUAAGUCUAGUUCUUUACAGGGCAUUGGGUGUAUCAUUGUCCGCGUCCUCAUGUUGCGCCUGAUUGACGUAAAACGAUGUUUCAGCAUCACAAGGCGGCACGUCGGUUUUCAUCAUACGAUUCGUGUUUUCAUGGCGAAAUACUCGAUGCGUAAGGGUCGAGGAUCGUUGUGCCUUCGAAUGCACGCGUUCGAAUGAUACGUUUAUCGAUCGUAAGAACAGACAUCCACUUUGUGAUUUCGUAAGCAGUUGUUCAAUGUUUUUUUUAUACUUUCCUUAAUGCUUAUCUAGGAUAGCUUGUGUACCCUAAAGAGUGUUUCAAUAAAAGUGACAAUGAAAUCAA